AUGAUCAGUUUGACUGAUGCACGAGACAUCAGCGAAUCCAACACACAGGCGGAAGCCCCAAGAGCUCUAGCAGACAUCACAUCGCGAUCUCUCAACCUCCCUUCGAGAACGACCUCGAGUUUGACCGCCGAUCGACGCGCAAGCUGGACCGGUGAAGGUGUGGGAAAGAAACGAAAGAGUACGUUGCAAGCUAACGGGAGCAAGGUGUAUAGGGUGAAACGUAGGAACGCCAUCUCGUUGAACGAGGAGCAGGCGAGAUGCUUGGCUCGCAGUUUGAGUUGUCUUCCGACGCCGAAUGACAAUCAGAGUCAGGAAUCGUGUUCCCAGCACGACAUUGCAGGAAGAAUUCCCAAACGCGAACGACACGAGCCAAGACUCAAAGAGGAGCAAGAAUCUUCCAACCUCACCAUCGACCAAACUGACAACAUCAAGCGGAACGCUGCACUCCUUCCAUUCAAAACCAUCGCCCUGCAACCCAACCUCUUCCUCCUCACUCGAACCGACGGACUCGCCUUCACAGACCCCCUCGUACCCGCUUCCACCUUGUAA
Messenger RNA from Pseudozyma hubeiensis SY62, 549 nucleotides. RefSeq names its product rhamnolipids biosynthesis 3-oxoacyl-[acyl-carrier-protein] reductase. NCBI's taxonomy places the organism in Eukaryota, Fungi, Basidiomycota, Ustilaginomycetes, Ustilaginales, Ustilaginaceae. The coding region runs from base 1 to 549 and encodes 182 amino acids. The record is from RefSeq and is a predicted model, not a curated record. The transcript has a single exon.